Molecule: messenger RNA, 2439 nt
Organism: Pararge aegeria (speckled wood butterfly)
Lineage: Eukaryota; Metazoa; Arthropoda; Insecta; Lepidoptera; Nymphalidae
Product: solute carrier family 22 member 6-like
Exons: 7
Coding region: 126-1847 (573 amino acids)
Biological process (GO): transmembrane transport
Cellular component (GO): membrane
Molecular function (GO): transmembrane transporter activity
Source: RefSeq, a predicted model, not a curated record
UUAUAGUUACGUAAAAUACUCGAAUUACCAGAGCGUGAAAACAAAUAUAUUUUUCUGGAAUUUUCAAUAUAUUAGGUAUAGGCCAAAUAUACUUGUGAUAGCAAAAAUACGAGAGUUCAAACAAUAUGUUUAAAAAAUCUAAGAAGUGCGAAGUUGAACAGUGCGAUGUGAAUGAUAUUUUGGAAAAAUUUGGGAAGUAUCAAAUCCUGCAAUACUUCUACGCUUGUCUCCCCGCGAUGUUCGUGUCUAUGAUAAACGUGAAUUAUAUUUUUGUCGCUGGUGAGGUAAAUCAUAGAUGUCUUAUACCAGAAUGUGAAUCUACAAGUCCGAAAAUCGGGGUACCCUGGUGGCCAACUUCACACAUCGAUCAGUGCUCCAAGCCGGUGUUAAACAACACAUUACUACUAGACAAUUUUUGCACCAACGCUAGUUUUACGGACGUAGUCGGAGAAUGCAGCGAUUGGGUAUAUGAGAAUAACAACACCAUUUUUUCCACGCUCAACUUAGCAUGCCAGCCAUGGAAAGUAAGUCUGAUUGGAGCCAUUCACAAUAUCGGAAUGGCGUUCGCAAUGCUGGUCGCAGGAUGGAUGGCGGAUACAAUCGGUCGCAAACCUACCAUAGUUAUUUGCUCCAUUGGAUGUUUUGCUGGCAACCUGAAGACAUUCGCCUCAUCAUAUCCUGUAUAUAUUGGACUUGAGUUUUUGGAAGCUGCUAUAUGCGGAGGAGUUUAUACUGCAGGUUCAGUAUUAAUGAUCGAAAUUGGAAAUAAGAAGAACAGAAUGCUGGCCGGAGUCCUUUUCGCGUAUGCCAUAUACAUGGGCGAAGCUGUAUUCGCAGUAGUCGCUAUGGUGGUGCCAUUUUGGAAAACACUCAUCCGCAUUAUAUGUAGCCCAACUCUUCUAUUUAUCUCUUAUAUACUACUUGUCAGAGAAAGCCCAAGAUGGCAAAUAUUAAAUGGAAGAGCAGAACCGGUGAAAGAGACUUUAAAACUAAUUGUAAAAACUAAUAAACUGAAUAUAAACACGAAUGAAAUAGAUAAUUUAGAUGAAGAGAAACUCAAAACUACCUUCAAAAUAGAGUGCAACGAUAAGAAAGAGGGUUUUAGAGAUGUCUUGAGAUGCAGAGAAGUGCUCAAAAGGUUCCUCGUCGCAACAGUAUGCCGGUUCACAGUCACCUUUAUCUACUACGGUUUAAUAAUCAACUCUGUUUGGUUACCGGGGAAUAAAUAUACGAAUUUCUUGCUUGCCGCUGCUAUGUCCUUCCCUGGCGAGCUUAUUUCCAUGUAUUUGAUGAAUAAAUAUGGCAGAAAGAAGCCACUUAUUUUUGGGCACUUAAUUUGUGGAAUAGCAUGUGUUGCUUGCGGCGUCGUUCCUGGAACAUAUACUUGGCUAAAGAUAUGCCUAUUCCUACUUGGGAAGCUGGUGACAGCGGCUUGCUAUACAGGAAUCGUCACAUACACUAUGGAACUGUUCCCCACCAGCGUUAGAGGAUCACUUCUUGGACUUUGCACUUUAGCUUCUUCCGUGGGAAAUAUGGUAGCGCCUUUAACACCGGUCAUGACUACUAUAUCACCAGUCUUGGCUCCCCUCUGCUUCGGCGGCACAGCUCUUAUAGCCAGUGGCCUCCUCAUUCUCACUCCAGAGACAAGGGACCUGCCACUCAUGGACACAAUCGACCAAGUGGCAAGAAACGCUGCAGAUAACGAAACUCCAAAAAACGAUAACAAUCAAACUGACAGUCAAGAUCGCUGUGAAGAUCUCAGAAAGGUUGACAAAACUGUACAAAGAAGAAGCAAUCAAACUUUAAAUAAUGGAAGCUUUUAUCGCAGAAACGUUGAAGUUUAUUAGGUAUUCCUAAUAAACUUCAACGUUAACUUAAAAAAGCUUAGCUUAAAGAAACAGGCACUGCUGUAUAUUGACAUAAGAGCUUUAGAUAACUAGUGAAACAUCGGUUACUAUUUGCAAUUUCUAUCUUAUGUAAAAUAAGUGAGCUCUUCUCAAGAAAGAUGCAUUAUAUUAAUGGAAAAUUAAGCAAAAAAGAGAGUACCUGUCAUCUAUACCUAUUUAUUUUCUAUAUGAAAUAUUAGUAGGAACACUAUUAUAUGAAAGUUAUUAGACAGUAAACCAUUUUAUAAUAGUAUUACAGAUUACUGAUAUAAAAUGAGUCAGCUAACUUAUUUCUCGGAGGAGACGUUUUGUAAAUAUAAAAAGUAGAUUAAAUAAGUACCUUUGUUUUCAGUGCUCCUAGCAAUUUAAUAGUAAAAAAAAAAUAAAGUAGUCUUUACUAUAUAGCGCGCAGCGUCUCAAAAUUGGCCACCAUUGACGUAAAAGAGAGGAAACUUAUUUUACUAAAGUGCAGUUAUAAAUGUUGAGUUAGGCAACAAAGAGUUCAUUUGUAGUAGCAUAAUGUGAGAAUAAACAUUUACGUAAGUAUUUAUUU